Dromiciops gliroides (monito del monte) is the source of this 1341-nucleotide messenger RNA. It is a transcript of the gene GPR152, whose product is annotated as G protein-coupled receptor 152. Gene Ontology annotation, biological process: G protein-coupled receptor signaling pathway. The record is from RefSeq and is a predicted model, not a curated record. The transcript has a single exon. Gene Ontology annotation, cellular component: membrane. Bases 1 to 1341 code for a protein of 446 amino acids. Gene Ontology annotation, molecular function: G protein-coupled receptor activity. NCBI's taxonomy places the organism in Eukaryota, Metazoa, Chordata, Mammalia, Microbiotheria, Microbiotheriidae.
AUGGGAGCAGGCAGUGCCAGGCUGGCUCCACCCUGGAGAACCAGAUCUGAGUUGGACGACGACUACUAUCCUCAAGGUGGCUGGGACACGGCCUUCCUGGUCACACUGCUGGUGGUGGGGCUGCCGGCCAAUGGGCUCAUGGGAUGGCUGGCGGGCUCCCAGGCCCGGCACAGGGCUGGCAAGCGUCUGGCCCUUUUCCUGCUCAGCCUAGCCGUCUCAGACUUCCUCUUCCUAGUGGCCACUGCCUUCCAAGUCAUGGAGAUUCGGCUGCAGGGGCACUGGCCCCUGGGCACGGCUGCCUGCCGCUUCUACUACUUCCUCUGGGGCAUCUCCUACUCCUCAGGCCUCUUCCUGCUGGCCGUCCUCAGCCUCGACCGCUGCCUGAUGGCAUUGUUGCCUCGGUGGUAUCCCUGCCGCCGCCCAUCCCGCCUGCCCCUCUGGCUGUGUUCAGGGGCCUGGGUGCUUGCCACCCUCUUCAGUGUGCCCUGGCUCAUCUUUCCCGAGGCCAACGUGUGGUGGUAUGACCUCGUCAUCUGCCUUGACUUCUGGGACACUGAGGAGCUGCCCCUGAGGGUGCUGGAGAUCCUUGGUGGGCUGCUGUUCUUUCUCCUCCUCCUGGGCUCUCAUGUGCUGACCCAAAUCCAAGCCUGCCGGCUCCGCCGCCAGCAGCCUCGGGACGCCAGAGCGGGGACCCGCCUGGCCGGCUUCUCCCGCGUGGCCGCCACCAUCCUGUCUGCCUACGUUGUCCUUCGUCUGCCCUACCAGCUGGCCCAGCUGCUCUACCUGGCUUACCUGUGGGACGCCUACGCUGGCUACUUCCUCUGGGAAGCACUGGUCUACUCUGACUACCUGCUCGUGCUCAACAGCUGCCUGAGCCCCUUCCUCUGUGUCUUGGCCAGUGCCAACAUCCGUGCCCUCCUUCACUCCAUGCUCUCCUCCUUUGCUGCCGCCCUGGCGGAGGAGCAAUUCAGGGGCAUCAUGCCUGCAGCCUCACCACCACCUCAGCCAGAGCCAGCAGUGCAGCUCCAGCCCACUCCCACCACUCAGCCCCAGCCCCAGCCCCAGCCCCAGGUGAACCCCAUGGCCCAGGUCCAGGUGAACCCUACUGCCCAGCCCCAACCAAACCUGGCAGAUCAACCUCCUACAGCCAACCUUCCAGCUCAAUCCUCUGAACUUCCCCCUACCUCAACCUCUGAACCCUGUGAAGGACCCACAACUAGUCUACCCACAGAACAGCCCACAACAGUUGCCCCAGAAGAGCAGGUCAUGCCCCCUGCCCCCGAGGGGGAGAGCUCUGGGGAUGCACCUCCAGAGACAUCCCCUACCCAUGGCCCCCCUUGA